AUGCACAGUUCCUCCGGGAUGUCAUCCUCAAACGUUCCAGCCUUCUUAACGAAGCUUUGGGCUCUCGUGGAAAAUCCAACAUGCGACGACUUAAUAUGCUGGGAUCAGACUGGAAACAGUUUCCAUGUCUACGAGCAAGCAAGGUUUUCAAAGGAAAUUCUACCCCUAUACUUUAAGCAUAGCAACAUUGCUAGCUUUAUUCGUCAACUCAAUAUGUAUGGUUUCCGUAAGGUGGUUCAUAUUGACACUGGUUUAAAGACGGAGAAAGAUGAUGUGGAAUUUCAGCAUCCUUACUUCAUCAGGGGUCAAGAACACUUACUGGAAAAUAUAAAGAGAAAGAUUAGUGGGGCGGUGCCAAUAGUGAAGACUGAGACCCCAUCAAUGCCAAAUGAUGUGAAUAAAGUUCUGACAGAGGUAGUGGUCCUCAAAGGCAGGCAGGAUACUCUGACAAAUCGACUGGAUACUGUCAAAAGGGAGAAUGAACUGCUGUGGAGAGAGGUGGCUUCACUCAGACAGAAACAUAUCAAACAGCAACAAAUUGUGAACAAGUUGAUCCAGUUCCUAGUGCACAUGGUUGGGGGUAACCGGGGUCUCUCUGGAAUGAAGAGGAAGAUGGGUAUGCCCCUGAUGAUUGGUGAUACAGAGGAACCGUCCAAUAAAGUGGCUAAAUAUACCAAGAGUAUGCCGCCCAUGCCUGCUAAGACUCCACAGAAUUACUCUGUACAAAGUCCUGCAUCUGAGUCGAAUGACUAUGUGGACCAGAGUUCAGGCGUCAUCAUCCACGAUGUGACAGAGAUAGUCAAGAAGGGGGAUGUUAAGACUGCAGCCCCAUCAAGUGGGCCAAGUGUUGUAAACCCUGGGGAACAGGCCAGUACAUCUACUCCUGGGAGGUUGGUCAUGCCUGAGGAUUUGUCCUUGCCAGAAGAUGUCACUAACCUGCAUUCUGAUCUGGUUGAUAAUAUUGAUAUGUUUACUGAUGGAAUAACGGCAAUGUAUCCCGAUAUAAAUGCGAUCCAGACAGAGACAUCGUCAGAAGAGAAAAACAUGGCACAAGCAAAGGAUAGCAGUGUUACUGAGGAGAAAAAUCAGUCUCCACUCAGUAUUACAGUCAACCAGUUCUCAAACAACUCUAGUGUAGCCCCACAAAACCCACCCGUUCUCAGUAGACAGCCUUCUUUGUCAGAGAUGUCAGACCACUUGGAUAGCCUACAGUUUGAUAUUGACAGUCUAAAAGAUGCUCUUUGUGGCGGCCAGUAUUCCGUCGACCCAAAUUUUCUUUUAGGGUUGUUUAAUCCCGAUUCCCCAGUUACCAUCAGUCCAGAAGGGUUUUCAAGUGAGGCAUCUACAGCACCAGUCAAGGAGGAGGAGGAUCCAGCAAAGUCGGCUUUGAUUCUAGGUAAUGAGCUGAUACAGUACAAGCCAUCGGACGAUGUGAUCCCAGACCUGUUUGACUUGGCUGAUCUGUCCCAGGCUGAGGAUGACCCUUUGAGUAACUCUUCUGUAGAUACAUUUAAAUCAAAAGCCCUGGAGACCCCCAAUGUACAGGUGUCAUCAGACGAGCUAGACAUUGAUUGA
Messenger RNA from Ylistrum balloti, 1575 nucleotides. Its product is annotated as heat shock factor protein-like. The transcript is spliced from 13 exons. The record is from RefSeq and is a predicted model, not a curated record. Bases 1 to 1575 code for a protein of 524 amino acids. Gene Ontology annotation, molecular function: DNA-binding transcription factor activity; sequence-specific DNA binding. Gene Ontology annotation, biological process: regulation of DNA-templated transcription. Lineage: Eukaryota; Metazoa; Mollusca; Bivalvia; Pectinida; Pectinidae.